Molecule: messenger RNA, 198 nt
Organism: Acanthoscelides obtectus
Lineage: Eukaryota; Metazoa; Arthropoda; Insecta; Coleoptera; Chrysomelidae
Source: the annotation of a GenBank genome assembly
AUGAAAAUUGAUGAACGAGAGGCCAUCAUUUGGUUCAUAGCACCAGCUGGGGAAUUCAACACUUGGUUCAUGUUUGAAGCUGGAGAAGGCAUCAUUUGGUUCACGUUUGAAGCAGGAGAAGGCAUCAUUUGGUUCACGUUGGAAGCAGGAGAAGGCAUCAUUUGGUUCACGUUUGAAGCUGGAGAAGGCAUCAUUUGA